Molecule: messenger RNA, 1143 nt
Organism: Entrophospora sp. SA101
Lineage: Eukaryota; Fungi; Glomeromycota; Glomeromycetes; Entrophosporales; Entrophosporaceae
Source: the annotation of a GenBank genome assembly
AUGGUUGCAGGUCAGGCUGUACAAGAUCACGAACCAUUGUAUGGUCCUACAUAUCUUCCACGUAAAUUUAAGAUUGCAAUUGCAAUUCCGCCUAAUAACGAUGUAGAUGUUUUUGCUCACGAUUUAGGAUUCAUAGCUAUAGCAGAUAAAGCUAACAAAAAAUUAUUAGGCUAUAAUGUUACAGUCGGUGGUGGUAUGGGAGCAACACAUAACAAUAAGAAAACUUAUCCAAGACUUGGUGAUGUUAUUGGAUUUUGUAGACCUGAACAAGCCAUUGAUGUUGGUGAAAAAAUCAUGCUGAUACAGCGUGAUUUUGGUGAUCGUACAAAUAGAAAACAUGCACGUCUCAAGUAUACGAUAGAUGAUAGAAGCGUUGAAUGGUUUUGUUUAGAAUUAGAAUCCCGUUUAGGAUAUAAAUUGGAGAAGGCAAAAGAGUAUAAAUUUGAAAAUAAUGCAGAUCGUUAUGGCUGGACUAAAGGAAUUGAUGAUAAGUGGCAUUUUUGUAUGUAUAUAGAAAAUGGACGUGUUAAAGAUGAACCAGGUGCACCUAUUAAAACUGGGUUACGCGAAAUAGCCAAAGUUCAUGAUGGCGAUAUGCGAUUGACACCUAAUCAACAUCUUAUUAUUGGUAAUGUGGAUGAAAAAAAUAAGCCAAAAAUUGAAGAACUUUUAAAGAAAUAUGGAUUAGAUAAUCUGCAAUACACAGGUCUAAGAUUAAACUCAAUGUCAUGUGUAGCAUUACCAACAUGCGGUUUAGCCAUGGCAGAAGCAGAAAGAUAUCUACCAACAUUAGUAACAAAAGUGGAGAGCAUUAUUGAGGAUGUUGGAUUAAAACAUAAUGCCAUAGUUAUAAGAAUGACUGGAUGUCCUAAUGGAUGUGCUAGACCAUACGUUGCAGAAAUUGCAUGUGUUGGUAAGGCCCCUGGUACAUAUAAUCUUUAUUUAGGAGGAGGAUUUUAUGGACAGAGAUUAAACAAAAUAUAUAAAGAAAGUUUAAAAGAAGAUGAAAUAUUAAAAGAAUUAAAACCAAUGUUAACAAGAUAUGCUAAAGAAAAAUACGAUGAUGAAAAAUUUGGUGAUUUUGUUAUUCGUGUUGGAUAUGUAAAAGCUACACGUUUUGGAAAAGAUUUCCAUGAUAUUUAA